Messenger RNA from Kalmanozyma brasiliensis GHG001, 1539 nucleotides. Its product is annotated as tRNA-dihydrouridine synthase. Gene Ontology annotation, biological process: tRNA processing. The coding region runs from base 1 to 1539 and encodes 512 amino acids. Lineage: Eukaryota; Fungi; Basidiomycota; Ustilaginomycetes; Ustilaginales. The transcript has a single exon. Gene Ontology annotation, molecular function: flavin adenine dinucleotide binding; tRNA dihydrouridine synthase activity. The record is from RefSeq and is a predicted model, not a curated record.
AUGCCGGAAGCCGUCGCUCCCACUGCGGUCGCCAGCGGCAGCACCAAUGCCAAGCUCGCAGCUGCCACCACCACCACGACGUUCACCGAAGUCGGGCCGGUCGAGAUUCCCGAUCUCGACAGCUUCCCUCCCACCGGCACGCCCAUUCACCCCAAGCUCGCGUCAUGGGACUUCUACCGCUCGCUCCACUCGCCACAACGCAUCGUCGCUCCUAUGGUGGACCAAUCCGAACUGCCCUGGCGCAUCCUCUCCCGGCGCUACGGCUCCGACCUCGUCUACACACCCAUGAUCAACGCCAAACUGUUCGUCGACGACGCCUCGCGCAAAAAGAAGGUCAAGUAUCAAGAGGUCAACUUCAACAAGGAAUUUGGCGAGGAAGGAGCGGCACUGCUGUCGAGCGAAGGGGAGGGAUGUUCAGCGGACAGCGAUCGACCGCUCUUCGUGCAGUUCUGCAGCAAUGAUCCGUCUACCCUGCUCAAGGCCGCACAGGUGGUCGAGGACAGAUGUGAUGCGGUGGACCUCAACCUUGGUUGUCCGCAACACAUCGCCCGUCGCGGCCAUUACGGGAGUUACCUCAUGGAAGACUGGCCUUUGAUCUUUGCCUUGAUCAACAAUCUGCAUCUCAACCUCAAGAUCCCCGUGACGGCCAAGAUGCGCGUGUACGAAUCGACGGAGAAGACCGUAGCCUAUGCGCGGCUGUUGGAGCGCGCCGGAGCACAGAUUAUCACCGUCCACGGUCGAACACGGGCGAUGAAGGGUCACUUUACGGGGUUGGCGGAUUGGGCCAAGAUUCGGGCGGUCAAGCAGGCCGUCGGUGUUCCUGUGUUUGCCAAUGGCAACGUUCUCUAUCCGGGUGACUUUGAUAAGGCAUUGGCGGGUACGGGCGCGGACGGGGUGAUGAGCGCAGAGGGAAACUUGUACAACCCGGCCAUUUUCGCACGGACGAUCGAGAGGGGGCCGAUGUUCCCACACGCACCCGAGCUGCCGUUCCCAAGCAUUACGGCGAUGGCCAACGAGUACCUGGAUAUCGUUGCGAGUCUCAGAACCCCGACGCAGAGCAGCGCGAUCAAGGCGCAUCUGUUCCGGUUGUGCAGACCCGCGUUGGAGGUGCAUAAGGAGUUGAGGGAGCACCUCGGCAAGUCGAGGUUCGAUGGUGCGGCCAAGGGCGAGGGGCGCGUGGCGAUGUAUAGAGCGUUCGUAGCGGAGCUGGAGCAGAGGUUGGAGGCGGACAGGAAGAGUGGAAAAUGGGAUGAGAGACCGGAGACGAUGCUGCCGGGUUCGGUGAGUUAUCUGACGCAAGGGGAAGGGGUGUAUGUGCCGCACUGGUUGGCGCAGCCGUACUUCCGACCGCCGUUGGUGCCCGGUGAGGAGGGAGGGAAGGCCAAGGAGGCGAAGAGUAGGGCGGAGCAGAUGACGAGUGUUGAAGAUGUCCAGACUAAGGGCGAGGAGAAGGUCGUUGCGGAAGAAAAGAUGCGAAGGGCGAGGAGUGAGAGUGUCGAAACGAACCAAGCGGGGAAGAAGGUCAAGUUGGACGAGUAG